AUGGAAACAGUGUUUUACGGCAUCAACGUAGCGGUGUAUUUCCUCUGUAUAUACGACCUUCUCUUCGUUCGCAAAUACGCUAGCAAGUCUACCAAGCGCUUGCUGGUUGGAUUAACCACUAUUUUAUUUGCGGUCGCUACAGCGCAUGUUAGCGUCAACUGCCGGCGUCUCAUUGAGGGCUAUGUCAAUCCGCCCGACAAAACUUCUCAGCUCAAAUUCCUGAUUGAUAUCACACAAAAGACGAAUGUCACAAAACAGUUUCUCGUGGUCUUGGCUAACUUAUUCUCUGAUGUUCUAAUUAUAUGGAGAAUAUACAUGGUCUGGGAACGAAAUUUGUUGAUAUGCAUUGUGCCGUCUUUUCUCUGCGCCGGUGUAUUUAUUUGUGGUAUAGCUGCCGCCGUUCUUGUCUCUCAAGUCACUCCAGGCCAAAACAUCUUCGCUAAGCAAAUAGCCGCCUGGGGAAAAGGACAGUUCUCACUCUCACUUGCGAUGAACGUCUCUGCAACACUGCUUAUUGCCGCCCGUAUCUGGUGGGUCACUCGUCCAAUGCGGAUACAUGACCCGAACCGCAUGAAGCCUUAUUGGCGUAUCAUUGUCAUCGUUAUCGAGAGUGCGGCCUUUGCUGUUUUGGCGCAAACAAUUGAGCUUGCGUUCUAUGCGUCGAAUUUCCCAGGUGUAUUCUUCGUCGCGGACUCGGUCGUGCAGAUUGUCUCCAUGAACCCGCUUCUAAUUAUUGCCUUCGUCGGCCGGACGCGUUCACAGAAGCAGUCGUUUACAUCCUACAUGCCAACCGAGCGCAUGCUCACCGAACCAGUCUAUGCUGCACGCACAACCGCGACGGACCAAUCCGAAAUGAACUUCGAUGAUAACAAACAUUUCCACCUUUCUCUUCCUGAACAAGAGAAAGGACAUAACGAGCAACUUGGGCUGGUUAGCAAUCAGAGCUCGGGGAAUACCAAUAGGACGAUGUUCUCUUCGAAUUCGGAAAAGAAGCCGGAGAGAAAGUCUGGCGACGUAAAGGAAGUUGUAUAG
This is a messenger RNA of Fomitiporia mediterranea MF3/22, 1032 nucleotides long. RefSeq lists its product as uncharacterized. Bases 1 to 1032 code for a protein of 343 amino acids. The record is from RefSeq and is a predicted model, not a curated record. The transcript has 8 exons. Lineage: Eukaryota; Fungi; Basidiomycota; Agaricomycetes; Hymenochaetales; Hymenochaetaceae.